AUGGAGCGUGGGCUGCUGCUGGUCCUUGAGGGGCUCGAGGAAAGCCCAGAAUUAAAGAACUACCAGCAUGUCCUGGCAUUUGUAUUUGCUGUGGAAAAAAUAAAUAAGAAUCCCCAUUUCUUACCCAACAUCUCUCUGGGAUUUCGCCUUUAUGACAACUCUUACAGUGGAAGCCAAACCUAUGAGAAUGUCAUCAGCCUACUGUCUGAGAGGGACAAGCUCGCUCCAGUUUAUCUUCCGUUCUAUGGAAAUGGGCUCUCCUAUGCUUAUGGUCAGUCUUCUUAUGACAACAUGAAUACAAAGAAAGUCAAAAUAUUUCCCAACUACAAUUGCCAAGGCCAAAAGAAAAUGGUAGCUGUCAUUGGGGCGCAGACAUCAGAGCCAUCUGUUCAGAUCGCCAAUAUUCUAGGGAUCUAUAAGAUACCACAGCCACUGCAUUCUGUGUGCAGCCAUAAAUGUUCACCAGGCUUCCAGAAGAUAAUUUUGAAGGGCAAACCCAAAUGUUGUUUCCACUGCAAAGAAUGUCCUAGAGGAAAAAUAUCCAACAAGACAGAUAUAGAUUAUUGUGUGGAAUGCAACAAGGAUCACUACCCAAACAAAGGAAGAAAUAAGUGCAUCCCCAAAAGCAUAAUCUUCUUAUCCUAUGAGGAACCUUUGGGAAUCACAUUAGCUUUCACUGCAGUAUUUUUUUCAUUCUUGUCUGCUGUGGUGCUUGGAAACUUUAUCAGAUGUAGAGAGUCUCCAAUAGUUAAAGCCAACAACCGGCAACUCAGCUAUGUCCUCCUCUCUUCCCUCAUACUUUGCUUCCUCUGCUCUUUGCUCUUCAUUGGACGACCAAGUAAAACAAUCUGCAUUCUUCGGCAGACAGCCUUUGGGAUCAUUUCCUCUGUCUCUCUUGCUACAGUCUUGGCUAAAACCAUCACUGUGAUUCUGGCCUUCAAGGCCACAAAACCAGGCAGUGGUGCACGGAAAUGGCUGAGACCUAGACUUUCAUACUUCUUUGUAGUGGUCUGUUCUCUUAUUCAGGUUGUGAUUUGCAUGGUCUGGUUGGGCACCUCCCCUCCAUUCCCAGAUGCUGAUUUCUACACAGAACCUGGACACAUCAUCCUGGAGUGCAAUGAGAGCUCACCCGCUGCACUCUACUCCACUCUGGGCUACUUGGGUCUUUUAGCUUUGGUGAGCUUCAUUGUGGCUUUUCUUGCCAGGAAGCUGCCUGAUGUCUUCAAUGAAGCCAAGUUCAUCACUUUCAGCAUGUUGGUUUUCUGCACUGUCUGGAUAUCCGUCAUCCCAGUCUAUUUCAGCCCCAGUGGGAAAUAUGCGGUGACUGUGGUGAUCUUCUCUAUAUUGGCCUCUAGUGCUGGGUUACUUGGUUGCAUAUUUUUCCCAAAAUGUUAUAUUAUUCUACUCUACCCAAAUAAGAACCAGAAAGCACAUGUAACCAGCAAACGUUUCCAUGGAUUUAAAAAAUGCUAA
Messenger RNA from Anolis sagrei ordinatus, 1473 nucleotides. Lineage: Eukaryota; Metazoa; Chordata; Lepidosauria; Squamata; Anolidae. The record is from RefSeq and is a predicted model, not a curated record.